AUGGACAAUCCGCAGAACACGCCAGGGCGCAUCGUAAUCACCCCUCUCGACCGCGAAAACUAUCAUCGCGCGGCACGCCUAUUCGAUGAUGACCGGUACGAAGCCGCUAUCCACUCAUCGAAGGCGGCACUUUUGGACGGUUCACUCUCACCGUAUUGGCAAAUAAAGUACUGCAUCUUGCUCGCGUGCGCUCAUGAUGACAUCUACAUCGGCGAGGUAUAUCUGGACACAAUAUUCUUCUUUCGCAUUUCUUGACUCUUCACCAGGAUUAUCGCCAAAUGGCCGAAGCAAUCUACCGUCGUAUCAAGGAUUGCCCAUAUUCAGACGAGAUCAAGAGCCGCUGUCUUUGGGACGUACGCAUAGAUCUCGAUUGGUUGGAAGACCGCCUCGAUGAGGCGGAUAUGAUUGAUCAAGGCUGGGCAUACGCGGCCGAUGAGGAUGAGGAUGAGGAUGAGGACGAGGACGAGAUGGACAGCAAGAGCGAGAAAGGCGAUGGCACUGCAAUGGUGGGUGGAGAUGUCGAAGAGGAGGGGGAGGAGGAGGACGGCGAUGAAGUUGCAGAUGAAGUCGUACUCGGUGUUCUGCGCAAUACCCUCCAUCCCGCAGACGUCGUACAGGGAGCAGAAGAGGAAGCUGAGAGGCAGCCGAGAGGAACGGAGGAGCAUGAGGAGGGGCGUAGUCGUUGA
Lecanosticta acicola is the source of this 686-nucleotide messenger RNA. NCBI's taxonomy places the organism in Eukaryota, Fungi, Ascomycota, Dothideomycetes, Mycosphaerellales, Mycosphaerellaceae. The record is from the annotation of a GenBank genome assembly.